Molecule: messenger RNA, 3376 nt
Organism: Coregonus sp. 'balchen'
Lineage: Eukaryota; Metazoa; Chordata; Actinopteri; Salmoniformes; Salmonidae
Source: the annotation of a GenBank genome assembly
AUGAGUGCUCCCUCCUCCCAAAAAGUUGUGUUGAAAAGCACCACCAAGCAGUCCCUGAAUGAGCGGUGAGACGCACUACGCACCCUGACAGCACUAAGCGAGGCGAAGGGCGAAACAGUGGUACAGACGGCCCUAGUGUGCUCUACUACGGAAGGCCACUGUUGGGGACCUGCCCAGACAUGGACGCUAGACUGCUCGGGGCCGACGUGUGCGCCGCUCACUCAAAAUGCAUGCCGUAUUCAGCAUUUGCUGACAAAAAGUUUGACGAACAGAGUGCAAACGUUGUGCUCCUGGCCAACCUUUUGUGUGAGCAGCGCACACUUAGACCCAAGGAGAGAGGGUAACGGUGAUGCUUGGUAAGGCGACUGUCCUAGAAUGGGCACAGGCCGCACUCCUGAUAUGCCCCGGCACUCCUCCUCUCUCAAAAUAUAGUGUACGUAUGGGAGAGGAGAGACCAAACCGCUCCUCUCCCACCCUCUCUCUACACACACAACUCUCUCUCAACUAAAUUACUGUUUGUUUAGCCAUUUGUCUCCUCUUCCUCUCUUCUUUGCUAUCACUUUAAUUUUCGGUUCUCUGUGCUCUGAUGUCUUUCUGUAAGACUAGGUGCCCAGUCCUAGCCCGGACGUGACCCCCCCCCCCCUUUCCUUGCUAUUCUCACAUGUGUGGUGUGAGCACAAGGCACGGUCCGGGCUGUAAGUGGCUGGGUUGCCAGAUACCCCUCCAGUCCUGGGCCUCCAACCUCCGCCAGGCCUUUUUCGCAGGCGGAUGACAUCAAAACAAGGUGGCGGGAGGCCUGUAAGUGGCAGUCACUCUCCUCUCUUGUCGUCCACUUUCCUUUCUCUCAUUUUCUCCAUCUGUUCCAGUGUUUCUUCUACUGCUUUUCUAUCCAUCUUUCUACUUUGUUUUACCUUAACAUAAAAUGUGCUGAAUUGCUUCCAAAAUACAUUUUGGGUUGUCAAAUACUUAACAAUGAGAGAGAGAAACAAAGAGAGUGAGGUGCCAACAAGUGGGGCAUUCAUAACACACACCACAGCUCCUGUGGCUGUGUCCUUGGUAUGAGAAAUGACUUGAUUUGGAACCCUCCCUCCCCCUCCGUAUCCUCUUUCUCCUCCUCUUCCCCCUUAUGUCCCGCUCCCCCUCCCCUCCAAAGCUUCACUACCAUGCUGAAGAACAAGGCGCCGACAGCGGUGAGUGUGCGAGCCACCAUGCAGCAGCAACAAAUGGCCAGUGCCCGCAACCGCCGCCUCGCCCAGCAGAUGGAGAACAGGCCCUCUGUGCAGGCCGCUCUGCACCACAAGCAGGUGAGACAAGGUGCUCCAUGUCAUUUGGUCUUUCUUCAAUUCCUCAAUUUACUUAUCAACAGUAUUGGCGGAGACGGUCCAAGUCCGUUCCCUCUGACCUUAUUCUCCAAUGCAUUUUGAGGAGGAAUCGAGGAAAGAUGAAUUGAGAAAGAGACAAAUGGGGAGAAGCCCUGUAAAUGGGUGAGAAGGAGAGAGGAAUGGGACACCGGAAACAGGACAUGUUCUACAAAAGUGUAAGAUUGGGAAUGGGAAAAAAGUCUAUACACUUGAAAUCACUAGAUAUUAGGAACUUGAAAUGCUUGACGGAGACGUAGUAAGAGAAGGGACCAUGGAGCAAAGGUUAAUAUACAGAUCACAUAAGUGCCUCACCACCUCCCUAUUCAUGCCACUUGGUAUCAACCUUCCACCUAACCCUGCCAGAGCCUGAAGCAGCGCCUGGGGAAGAGCAACAUCCAGGCCAGGCUGGGCCGGCCCAUCGGGGCUUUAAUGCGGGGGGCCACUGGAGGCCGGGGAUUUUCCGUUGGAGGGAUGCGGGGGAUGACCAGAGGAGGUCUGCGAGGCCGCGGCAGAGGAGGAGCCCUGAGGGGAGCUAUGGCUCUGAGAGGUGAGCAUUUGGUACCACACAGCAAAGUCUACUUGGAUUGAUAUUUUGCUACUAUGUUAGUCCUGACAAUGUUGGCUUCAUAAAUUGUUAAUAGACAUACGGCAAGAUUUUAUGAUUUGUCUUAAAUGUUCUACUCUGGGGCUGGAAUAUACUUUUCACAGCUUUUGUAGGCCUCAUACUUUUUUGCAUAGGGGGAAAGGCAAACGUUGUUAUUUUAAGGGAUGAGCAAAUGCCCCCUGCUGAGUUGAAUGGAAUACCCCAGCUGUCAGUCCAGGUGGAGCUGUCAAUCAGAGUAUGGCUUCACCCCCUGGUUUAGUAUCCAUCCCCUCAACCUGAGGGAAUGUGGCUGUCAAUCAUCAUGUAACUCCACUCUCCAUAAACCCCCUGCUGUCCUGAUUGGCCCGGCAUCUUGGCAACUUUUGUGCUUCUGAACAUGUGGUGACGGAUCUAACAGCUGCACUGUCCCUACUUAUCCACGCACUGUCACCCCACACCCAUUUCUACACACUCCUGGUGGAGGGGAUUGGAUUUUAGACUGCAGUUUUUUUUAUUUAUUACGCUAAUACUUCACAUGAAAUUAAUUUAAAUAAUCCUGAUGUCUACACUUGGCUUUAAUUUAUCAAGGUUUAGAAUGUGAUUCGAGAGAAUACAUGGGCAAGCCACCCAGCAAACACCUCAAACCUGUCUGUCAAGGCUAACGUAAAACAAGAUGGAGUACAGAUGUGUAACCACAUUUCCCCCCCCCCCUCAUAGAAUUUGAAUACUUUAGCUGCUAUAGUUAGGUGUGUUGGUGGUGGAGAUGUGGGUGAGUGAUAGGCUUGUAAAAUGUUUUUGUAUUCACUUGACAACUUUGUUCUUAAACUGAAAUGUGAUAAGUUAACAUUUAGGAAUUGAACUAUCAACCUUCAACUAAGUCACUAGUUAACUGCUCCUUUAUUUCAUCCUGUGUCCUGAUAGGGAAUCGCCUUGCCCCAGGCAUGGGCCAGAUGCGUGGCAGAGGGGGUCCAGGCCGGGUGGCCCACCGUAGGGGGAUGCGUCAGAGAGGAGGGGUUGCUGGUCGUGGAGGUGCCUUCGGCAGAGGAGCUGGAAGAGGAGUGGGAGCCAGGGGUAUGGAACUGGAUUUUGAGUUGGGAUUAAUUUAAUCUGUAUAUUGACACGUCACAAUCUACCUCAAGUUUCUUGUUUACAUGAACACUUGUGCAGCAACCUUUUUGUGAAUGCGUUGUUGACCACCAUCUCCCUCCCUCCAGGACGAGGCGGUCUGCUAGGGCGCGGUGGCUUCGCCGGCAGGGGUGUUGGCCGCGGUCGUGGGGGUGGAAGAGGAGGCCGGGGUAGAGGAGGUGGCCCAGGGAUGACCCGCGAGCAGCUGGACAACCAGCUUGACGCCUACAUGUCCAAGACCAAGGGCAACCUGGACGCUGAGCUGGACGCGUACAUGGCCCAGGCUGACCCAGAGGGCAUGGAGUGA